AUGACCGGAUGGGUGAUCAGCGACGAGGAGGGCAAGGAGUACGUCAUGGGGGGGGAGGGCUGCGAGGGGGUGCACGUGGUCGAGGGCAAGGGCUACCUGGUGCUGUUCAGGGACGCCCAGUGCUCGUUCUCCUUCGGGUACAAGAAGAACGACCAGGCGGUGCUGAAGGACGCCAGCGGCCUCCAGCUGGACAUUGCUCAGUGGUCCGAGGGCGACGCCGAUGAAGGCUUCUCCUGGUCCAGGGUCCCCGACGGCAGCGGCGCCUUCCAAACCAGCCUGCCCACUCCGGGCGUCGAAAACGUCGCGGCCUGA
Molecule: messenger RNA, 312 nt
Organism: Ostreobium quekettii
Lineage: Eukaryota; Viridiplantae; Chlorophyta; Ulvophyceae; Bryopsidales; Ostreobiaceae
Source: the annotation of a GenBank genome assembly